AUGGAGCAGCCGACGCUUUCUCCGAAACCACCAGAGCUCCAGCAGGUUGCUCAAAGAGACCGCUACUCUCGCCUCAAUGUUAAGCAAGUUCUGCGCCCUUCAUUCUUGCGGUAUUGUCUGCUUGUGCUAGUGCUGUGCGGCGUCGGGAUGUUCGCAAUGACGGCCAAUGUAAAUACCGAUCAGACUACAAAUCGUAGCACGAGCGAGCAUAAAUGGGAGGGAGAGGUCCAAGAUAGUAGCUACAGACCGCCACCUCCUGACAAUAGGGACAGCUCGUUCUUGGCUGACGACGUGAAGUGCAUGGAGGAGCAGCUCGUCUACACAAUCUACGAGAUGGCGCAGCGGACUAUUGAACCGCGUGGUAUUGUGUUGCCAUUGUUUGACAACAUUACAACGCUGGGCGUGUCUUUGAUCUUGGAGCUACGAGCGAUGGAUGUGCAUUUGCCAAUCGAAAUACCGCAUUGUGAAGAUCUGAAAGACUCGACGAUCCGCACAACCGUCAGUUUGCGGGAUGCGUCAGUGAAGGUCUUUUGUGAGAGUCUGGGCAACUGCUAUGAGUUAUUUCGAAGCUUUGACGUGAAGCUACUGGCUGUGAUUUUAUCGCGGUUUGAAGAGGUUAUGCUGCUGGAUGCCGACACAUUGUUUUUCAAGAGCCCCAUGUCGCUCUGGGAUACGGACAAGUUCCAGAGUACAGGCACGCUAUCCUUUUACGAUCGUUUUGCUUGCGGAAAAAUGUUGAUGGGUAAACCCCUCCAUCGUCACAAUGACGGUGUGAGACAAAUACAUGACUUCAUGUCACGUUUCGAUGUGUCGCCGUUUGAGCUGUUGGGUCGCAUUGAACGACCGAACGCAACAAGCAAGAACAAGGUGCCUGUUACACUACAUUUCUCACCGAGCGAGCACCUGUUGACGAGUCAUUCGUGGAACUACCGCUCAGGCUACGAGAUGGACUCGUCGUUAGUACUAUGGAACAAGAAGCGGCAGCCACGAGCAACGGCAAUCCUGGGAGCGUUCGUAGCGCGCAAUCGCAUCGACCGGCCUCCUUCUUACGGAGAUAAGGAGCUGUUUUUUGUGGCCACCGAGCUGGCUGAGACGCAGUACGCGUUUUCUGAUUUUGGAACCGGAGGUGCGGGUUGGGACUUUCGCGACGCUGGUCCCGGCAAGUCGGUGCUCUGCGGCACCGCUACGCAUUACUACCCCGUAAAAGCGGAGGAUGAAAGGCUCGUUGCUAAUGCUAGCGUGCUGUACCUCAACAGCGAUGACAUUCUGGUGUAUGACCCAAAAACGAAGCCCCUGUACUACACUCAGCCACGGCCGUACCGGGCAUAUCCAGCCAAAGUGACAAAGCGUGGUCAUUUGGUAGAGUGUUCAUACGAAGAGACGGCUCUACGCUUUUCUCCUGAGCAGGAAGAUCACAUUCUGCUGCGUUAG
This is a messenger RNA of Peronospora matthiolae, 1431 nucleotides long. NCBI's taxonomy places the organism in Eukaryota, Oomycota, Peronosporomycetes, Peronosporales, Peronosporaceae. The record is from the annotation of a GenBank genome assembly.